Messenger RNA from Oppiella nova, 507 nucleotides. The record is from the annotation of a GenBank genome assembly. Lineage: Eukaryota; Metazoa; Arthropoda; Arachnida; Sarcoptiformes; Oppiidae.
AUGGACAAUAAAGUGAGGGAAGCGUUGAUAGCAUUGAAAACGUUUACAUCGAAACUCUUUAUACCGUUUUUCAUAUCGAGUGGCACUCUAUUGGGUUGGUUGAGACAGUGUGGUGUCAUUCCCUACACCUCAGACCUGGACACCGCAACAUGGGCUACGUAUGCCAGCCCUCAGCUCAUCGACAAAUUCAUUCAUAACGACGUUGUCCUCCGAUUAAAUGAACUCGACUUUAGAGUCGACUUAUUCUUCACGUAUAAGGAGGGCUCGAACUAUACAUUUACGGGACAUAUACCCCGAGAUAAGGCAUACUUCCGGUACAUAUACCCUAACUUUACCCUAUGUUCCGCUGAAUUGCUUGGACUCAAAGUACUGGUGCCCUGUAAUCCAGUCGACGUGAUCAGCGCAGAAUAUGGUCCCGAUUGGUAUAUACCCAAGGCAAACUGGUCAUAUUGUGAGUCGCCGUAUAACAUGAGCCCCCGUAUGAACUGGACAGAUAGUCAAACUGGG